ACUACAUUACACCGACGUGUAACAGUCGAUUCUUAAUUCCCUUCUAAUUAUACGUCUCCUGAACUUUCUUCCAAUCUCCUUUCCUCUCUAUCGUUCGUCGCGUGUCUUUAUCUUUUCUGUCUCGUCUUUCUUUCAAUUCCUAGCUUCGUUCGAUUCCAACUUUGAACACCUUUGCAUAGACAUGCGAUAAUACGAUGUACCUAUGUUAUUCUUCGACUUGAACGUGUCUCUCUUCUUUCCACAAAGCGAUCCUAAUAAUAAAUAUAGCCAUCUUAUUCGAAUAGAAAUAGAGUACACUGGGAAACAGAGGAAACAUUGUGAUGUAAAUGAGAAAUUAUCGAAAACAACAGUUCUUUAUUAAAGGUAAUAAUCGAGUCGAACGAUUAAGCAAAAUACUUAAAUGCCGCGAUUUGGAAGUACUAAGGGAGGAACAGGCAAAGUAAUGGAAAGAAUGGAAAAUUAUGACUGAAUCGAAGGGGUGAAGGGAGAGAGGGAGCAAGUGCCUGCAAAAUGGAUAGUGAUACAAAAUCGAAAGACAGAAAAAGACAAAGGAAGGGAAAGGAAGCAUAUCGUAUUAUUCGUUACUUACGACCCAAAUUUACAACAGGGCUUAACGGUGCAAACGAAAAACGUAUGCGAGGUGAUUGCUUAAUUCGGUGUCUGAAGAUUCGAUUCAUCGAGCGAGCCAGUUUCGUUUAAUCUUGAUUUCGGUGCACGUAUUAACGUUGAUCGAGGAAUAUCAACAGAACUUUAUUUACACACGUAUGUAUGUGCGUGCAUACGAACAUACCGUAUAACAUACCUAUAUACUUUGUUAUAUCGCUCGGUUGACCCACCUUUUCAUUUCCUUUAGAUUUUCUGCUAGCACUUUCAAACGCGCUACUAGAAACGCUGAACGCGCUGUGUGUACAUAUAUAUAUAUAUAUACAUACAUACAUACGUGUAAGAUGCAUACGCGCGCGCUUAAGCGUAGGCAAAGAGCCCAUGAUAAAGAUGAUUUACAGAGUAGAUUAAUUGAAAUAGGGGUUUACAUUUCUUACGCCUAGUCGAAUGCGAACAAAAUAGAUCCUUGUUAGAUAAAUGAUAACGCGAACACGUGUACACUUUGUUGUUUUCACACUAUGCACAUAUGCGGUCUAUGUACGGUUUAUCAACGCCAGACAAUUGCGAUAUCGUGAAAGAAGAGAAUCGAUCUUUUCGUAAUUUCCUGUCGAUAAAAAUGAACAUACCAAUGAUCCUCCGUUACCGUUACGAUUACGGAAUUACGCUUACGAUUACGAUUUCGGGAAUGUUAACAUACGCUGAACACGUUUCGCGGUUGCUGCGUGAUUGCGACUAUUGCUAUACGAUGCCCUACAUCGCCGUUCGACGCGUACCGUGCAUACAAAGAUAUCGCAUGUUUAUGUGUUCAUACGAUGUUACACAGAUAACGGGAAUCUUUUUAAUUCACGAUUCUUCCUACGUUAGAUCCGAUGUGAAAACGCAUGCCUCAGGAUUCAUUGAUUCUCUUUUUUUUUUUUUCUCUCCUACGAUAUCUCGUCCCGUUUUAAGAGUACGCAAGAGAAGAGAAGAGAUGGAAAGAAAAAGAAGCAUACUGGCACUGGUUGGACUAAUUCUAUUUCUCAAGUCUUCGAAUACCGAAAGCGGUAGCAGCGGUGGCAACGGCAACAGCUAUAACGGACACUUAUUUUCUCACCACCAUCGACAGAAGAGACUGCUUUGGAUAACUAACGAUGGUCGAAUAGCUUUACCACCAGGCACGAUUAUGACGAUAACUCCAACAUUGGCGUUACCCUUUGUCAGAUACCCUCCCUAUGGUUUUCUUAGCAACAUGACUGUUAGCCUUCCCUUUACCAUCGAUUUCGACAAACUGGGUUUAACCGAUAACGAAAACCCUUACGGCGCUUUACCAUCGGCGUUUGACACUACUGCAAGGGAUCAGGGAUCGAAUGCCGCAGAAUUUAUCGCGACAUUCGUAAAACGUGGAAUCAGCAAAAGAGAAGCACUCGCAGAUUUGCCAAAGAACGCACUUUACGGAGGUGAAAGAGCUCUUUUGUAUGGUACCGCUGAGGAUAUGCUCGCAAAUUUCGGUUUAAAUGGAAAGGCCUGUCUAUUAAGGGCAAUCUGUGAAGUGCAGGGGCAUCCCCUAAGCAAUUUCGGCUUAAUCGGGGAAAUGCUCAAACUCUUUUUCACUGCUAGCAAAUCACCAUUUUCGAACCUUUUAAAAGAAUAUGUUGAAGCUGAAAAUAGAGGCAAGUUUCAUGGGGAAUGUUGGCCUUACUUCAAAGAUUGUCCAAAAUCGUUAUUCCGCUUAUCAGAGAAUAAAUAUACGAAAGAUGCCUUCCACGAAGAUGCUACAACUGACGAAUCAGAUGAGAUAGAAAAGAAAAAUCGAUACUUUCCUUCGAUCCAGUCAAUGGAUCGAGCAACAAAGAGAGAAACUCAGUUUUCUCGAAAUUUGAAACGUGCGAUACACCCGUUAAUGUAAAUAAAGUCACUCGAAGCUUAGUCUAGAUACAUGCAUAUAGUAUGUAUAUUCCCAAGUCGAAAAAAGGUAUGACACGAAUCAACUAUUGUAUGUAUAUGUAUACUUAACUUACUUACGCGCAUCUUUCCUUUCCUUCGAAAUAUUUUUCUUUACUAGGCUUGGCUUUAAAGCCAGAUCGAAGUCGAUUUUGACCAACACCCACUUAUUACUCCUUCAAUUUCACGAUCGUAAACUGAAAAAAGCUGCGCUUUCUCGACUUGAUGGAAAAUCAAAUAUGUAAUUGCAUUUUACGCUUUAUCGGCCCCCCAUUGUGAGGCAUACGUCGCAUGUGCGCAUGGCACGUGCACGAUCUUUCAUCGCCAUAUUAUAUUUAGUAAUUUAUUUGGUGUUCGUAUCGUCCUAGAUCAUAAUAAAAAUACGGUAGAAAAGUACCUUUCAGUCGUUUUAAAUUACACAACAAUUGCGAUUUCGAUCAUUUUUUAUUGUAUCGAUGUGCGUUCGAACGAAUACACGUAUGUAUGUAUGUAUGUAUAGUGUAUAUAUACUCUUAUUUCUCGUCAUCUUCUCUGUAUAAUGUUCCGUAUUCAAUUUUCUUGUACGUGUAUAUACAUGUACGCGUAUUAAAAUUUCAACGUGUAAUCAACUACACAAAUUUAUCUAUCUAAAACACAAUCAGGCCAAUUCUAUAACAGAAUAUUGCAGUGAAUGAAAAUCUUCUUAUUACUAUAUUUGUCGUUAGAUAUGUAUACCUUGUAAGAGUAAUUAACAGUUUUAAUAGUAUGCGCGACGAGCAAAACUAAAAUUGUUUCACAUAGUAUAAAUAUUUGUCAGCUAGCAAUAGAUAAAACGAUAAGAAGAAUAAAAUAAUGUAUAAUAAGAAAAUUAAAAAUUAGAAAAUUAUUAUUAAAGGAUAAAAAACAUAGAAAAUUGGAAAUAAAUAAACAUUAAAUCGCAGCUAUUCAAAAGUAUACUCGACGUUAUGCGACAUGUGCGUAAUUUAUACUAAAUUCUGGUACUGAUAAUACAUAUAUUGUAGAUAAGUUGUAUUUCCAAUAUCGAAUAUGUGAUAACAGUUACGUACGUAGCAAUCAUACUUACACAUUAUUGCUUACCAAUUAUUUAUUACGUUACAUUUCCAUUUAUCGCCAUCUAUAAUAAAAUCUUGCGAAAUUUUACUGUAUUUUACUAUAUUUUACUAUAUUUUAGUACCUCGUAUGAAUUUGUUAUGGUUCUAAUUAUCAAGUUGUGAUAUUUUGAAACACGCUGGAGGUACAUCAUAAAAAUAUAGCGUAUUAUGAUCUUGCUCUUUUUUCGUAUACCUUUUUAUUAAUAUUUAUAGUGAAAGUACAUUUAUAAUUGAAACUACUUAUUUACUUAAGUUGUACUUACUCUUACUACUUAUUUACGUAAUAUUUAUUUUUGUCCGGCUGUGUAAACUUAACCUCUAAAUUUUCAACUGUAUUUUUAUUAUUACAUUAUUCUUAUAAGAUAGUAUGGCUUGUGAAGCUUGUAACGUAAAAUUCAGCUUCUUCACACGCAAG
Bombus huntii is the source of this 4029-nucleotide messenger RNA. RefSeq lists its product as uncharacterized. Lineage: Eukaryota; Metazoa; Arthropoda; Insecta; Hymenoptera; Apidae. The coding region runs from base 1130 to 2488 and encodes 452 amino acids. The record is from RefSeq and is a predicted model, not a curated record. The transcript is spliced from 4 exons.